GAAGACUUCACCCAAUGGGCAAAAGAACAUGGAAUUAAGAUUUGCGGUGUCAAGGCCCAUGAGAUUCCGUCCCAUGGCAUUGGAAUAGUUGCAACUCGAGAUUUGCGGGAGGGCGAACGUGUCUUGUUCAUUCCUCGCUCUGCGAUGGUCACACCGGCUUCAAAAGGAGCGAAACAAUUACGGCUCCCAGAAGCAUCCAGUGGCCAGACUCGAAUCGCGGCGUAUCUCACUUUAUCCUCUCAAUGUGAGGAAUUUGGAUUCCGCGAUUGGCAAAGGACAUGGCCAUCUAUCGAAGCGCUCCAAGCUUCCAUUCCUUUUUUUUGGCCCGUUGAGCUCCAAUCGUUGCUUCCACCAAGUGCAGUCGCACUGCUCAAACAUCAAAGUCUUUUAAUCUCAGAGUCAUGGCGUCAGGUCAAACACCUUGUACCGAAAGCAUCGAAGAGCCGUUUCCUCUAUUACUAUUUCAUCAUCAACUCGCGUACCAUGUAUUGGCGCGAUACCGAUAGUGGAAACCACCGCUCGACUUCUGCGGCUAACAAUCUCGCACUGUGUCCUUUCCUUGACUUUUUGAAUCAUUCGCCGUCGUGCCAGCCGGCAACACGCACCGACCAGGGGUAUGAAAUUCGAACCGAGCGACCUUAUGUAGCUGGCGAAGAGAUAUUCGUGUCCUACGGAGCGCAUGGAAACGAUUUCUUGCUCGUGGAAUAUGGAUUUCUGCCGGAACCGGGAACAAACGUGUGGGACUCCCUCAGCAUUGAUCACUUUAUCAUUCCCGCCUUAAGCACCGGGCAAAACGACACCUUGGCAAGAUAUGGGUUUCUAGGAGACUAUACUUUAUUCCUCGGGACUCCUGCCACGGAACAACCUGAGCCGUGCUUCCGGACCCUAGUCGCCCUGUUCCUCAUU
Molecule: messenger RNA, 906 nt
Organism: Eremomyces bilateralis CBS 781.70
Lineage: Eukaryota; Fungi; Ascomycota; Dothideomycetes; Eremomycetales; Eremomycetaceae
Product: SET domain-containing protein
Exons: 2
Biological process (GO): peptidyl-lysine trimethylation; peptidyl-lysine monomethylation
Molecular function (GO): protein binding; protein-lysine N-methyltransferase activity
Source: RefSeq, a predicted model, not a curated record